Trichomonas vaginalis G3 is the source of this 249-nucleotide messenger RNA. Its product is annotated as protein of unknown function, DUF4106 family. NCBI's taxonomy places the organism in Eukaryota, Parabasalia, Trichomonadida, Trichomonadidae. The record is from RefSeq and is a predicted model, not a curated record. Bases 1 to 249 code for a protein of 82 amino acids. The transcript has a single exon.
AUGGACACAGACACAGGCAUGCAACAAAACCAACACAACAACCAACAGUUCAAAAUCCAGCACCACAACAACAACCAAAACCAACAGUUCAAAACCCUGCACAGCAACCAACAGUUCAAAAUCCAGCACAACAACCAAAACCAGCACAACCAGCACAGCAACCAACAGUUCAAAACCCUGCACAACAACAACCACAAACAGAGCAAGGACAUAAAAGAAGUAGAGAAAAAGGAAACCAAGAAUUCUUAA